AUGCUCCCAACAUAUAGAGAAAAAGUAAUUGGCAUCGUUACGCAGUGCAUUCAAAACAAUCCAUCGGAGGCUAAUUACCCACAAAACCUCUGUCGACUUAUAAAGGAGGCUUGUGAUACUGAUUUGAAAGGAACCUGGAAUUGCCACGUUGGUCCCAGCUUUGGGAGGUUUGUUGUAGUUUUUGUUUGUUCCGUAAUUCUGAAUGACGUUUUUUCGCUUAAACCUUUGGAGUUAACCUAUCUCCCAUUCCAGGCUAGUCAUGAAGUCGGAAAUGUGGAAACUAUAUGUUGAAUAACUUUUGAAAAUGUUUGUUGGCAUCCAUAGAUUAAGAACUGAUUUUAAGCAGCCGUUUUUGCCCACUCUGUCAGUCAACCGCAUAUCAUUACCUACACAUUAUUUGCAACAAUCUAAAGCGUACAAUCCGUUUGUAUUUUGUAACCCAAAGUAGCAAUAUUGCAUUGGGAGUACGGAUUUUACCAUAUUGACUUUUAAAAUCUCCAUAUUAACUGUGUUGUUUUUCUUAAUUUUAGCUCCUUCCCUUAUGAGAAAAACUCCUAUUUUACUGCUAUGUGGAAGGAUCUGUCCAUCGUUCUGUAUAAAUAUCACUAA
This is a messenger RNA of Spirometra erinaceieuropaei, 609 nucleotides long. The record is from the annotation of a GenBank genome assembly. Lineage: Eukaryota; Metazoa; Platyhelminthes; Cestoda; Diphyllobothriidea; Diphyllobothriidae.